UCUUAUAGUAAUCUUUUCUUUUAUUCAGGAAACAUAUUUUAUUAGUAUUUCAAAACAAAAACCCAAAGGUAUUUUAUACCAAAAAUACCAUAACACCGUCUCCAAAUUACGAAAAUAUAAUCUUUAGGAUCAUUCUACCUCAUCGUCAUCACGGUUAACAUCAACACAUAACGAUAAAACUGCUCUAUUAUCUGCACCACCAAAGGAAAUUGAACCAGCUUUGUUAACAAUAAAAAAUUGGCUGCAUUUCAAUGUCGAACCCUUUAAUGAAGUUUGUGAAAAAUGGCAAGAAACCGUAGAAUAUCGUAAAACAUUCUUAAGUUCAAGUGAAAUUACCAUAACGGAUAUUUUAGAACAGUGGCCUUUAUAUAAACAGUCAUUUGGACAUCAAUUGGUAAUACACUUAUCACUAACAUUAUUUUAUUCCUAUUAACUAGUGGCAUAACAAUAAAUAAGGAUAACAAUUUUUCAGAUUGAUAUUGAUUUUGAUUAUAUGUAUCCUGGAAAAUGUAAUAUUCUUUUUGAUGGGUGGACAGACUUUUUGGUUAAAAUAGAACCUUUAAUGAAGAACAAUAUUAAAGAUAGCUACAGUAAACAAUUACUACAGUUGUUAUCUGAAAAUGAUGUUGACUUAGAUUCUAAAAAUGUUCUAAUAUUAGUUCUUCUAAAUGCCCUUCUUGUUCCAACUUCAAAGUCUCAUCAAAUUGACAAGAUAACGGGAAGAAGACGUCUUGCCAAAACAUCAAUAGUGGAUGCUCAAAAAUCAUUCUUGUUACAUUCACACAAUAUUAAUGAUUUGUAUAAUCAAAUUCAAAAAGAAAUUGACAACUGCUACAGUUUAAAGAAAACCUUGCAACCAAUAGUUUGUAUUGUAGGAAAUGAUUAUGUAAGCAUAAAAGAAUUUUAUGUAUAUUAUUUUAACACUUAUUACAAAUUUACUAAUAUUGUUAAAGCCAUAGAUACAUGCUUUAAAAUUAUACAUGUGUUUAAUUUAAAGUACCAAUUGCAGUGUGAGUUAGUGUGGACAUUUAUUCAAAAAUAUAUCUAUAAAAUUGACUUAAACACUGAUAUAAAAAAUGCUCCUUUAAUGUCUCUAAUUUCAGAUAUGAGAGAUUAA
This is a messenger RNA of Myzus persicae (green peach aphid), 1117 nucleotides long. RefSeq lists its product as uncharacterized. The transcript is spliced from 3 exons. The coding region runs from base 494 to 1117 and encodes 207 amino acids. The record is from RefSeq and is a predicted model, not a curated record. Lineage: Eukaryota; Metazoa; Arthropoda; Insecta; Hemiptera; Aphididae.